ACGGAGAGAGCGAGCGAGCAGCGUAGACGCAGUGGGACACGGAGUCAGAGAAGACUACACCGACGCACAUAGCCACACAACGAAUAAAUAGAGAAUCGACUCGAAAUUGCGCGUCAACGAGCCCGACCCGAGCGGUGUGCGGCCGAAACCCUUUUCACCAUGGAGACUGCGGUAAAAACACUAUCUAAAAUGUGAGAUUUACGAAGGCAAUCAGAAGAGAGCGAGAGAGUGGCUUUACUCCCUUAUCUUGAGCUGGUGAUUUCAAUUCUGUGCUCCGUCGUCGUCGCAGUGUUUCUGGGGUAAAAUGAAGAAGUUUAACAUCAGGAAGGUACUGGACGGCCUAAAGGAGCAAGCGUCUUCCUCGGCUUCGUCUGGCCAGUCGGGCACCCAGGAGAACAAUUUGAUGCAGGAGACCCUUCAGUCCGAGAAUUUUCAACUCUGCAAGACUGUCCGUCAUGGCUUCCCCUAUCAGCCGUCGUCCAUGGCCCAUGACCCAGUCCAGAAGAUCCUGGCCAUUGGGACCCAGAGUGGGGCCCUCAGACUGUUUGGUCGUCCAGGUGUUGAGUGCUACUGUCAACAUGAGAGUGGAGCCGCUGUCAUCUCGCUACAGUUUCUCAUCAACGAGGGGGCGCUGGUGAGUGCUCUGGCAGAUGACAGCGUGCACCUUUGGAACUUGAGGCAGAAGAGGCCCGCCAUCCUCCACUCACUCAAGUUCAACAGAGAGAGGAUCACGUUCGUCCACCUGCCCUUCCAAAGUAAAUGGCUGUACAUCGGCACAGAGAAAGGAAACAUCCACAUCGUCAACGUGGAGUCCUUCACACUCUCAGGCUACGUCAUCAUGUGGAACAAAGCCAUCGAACUAUCCUCCAAGGCCCACCCAGGUCCUGUGGUCCACAUAAGUGACAACCCCAUGGAUGAGGGAAAGCUUAUAAUUGGAUAUGAGUCUGGGAUCGUGGUCCUGUGGGAUCUGAAAUCAAAGAAGGCAGACUACCGGUACACGUAUGACGAGGUGUGCUGGUCCUGCUGUUGUGCCAUGUGGAAGUGGAGGGGGCCAGUCUUGGGCCGUGGGGCUUCCUCCCUCUCUGGUCUGGUAGAGGUGGUGGUUCUGGUGCGGGGUAGUAGGGUCUGCCCCUUGUCCAUCUGGCUAAGCCGAUGGAAGUGGUGUGCUCUGGUGGUGGUGGGGCCUGUGGGGUGGCUGCGGUCUGCAUUAGUGGAUUCUGGUGGAGCGGGAAACUUUAUUGACCAGACCCUUGCKUCCUCUCUCAACAUCACCUCAUACCCGCUCUCCUCUCCUUUCCCAGUUCAAGCCCUCGAUAAUUGGCCAUUAGGUGCCGAGACCAUCAUACACAUCACCAAACCACUCACCCUCACUGUGGAGUCCAUCCAUCAGGAGAACAUCCCACUGGUCACCCGUGGUUUCAAGUCGGUUGAGAGUCCUGUGGUUGCCCUUCAGCCCAAUAUCCCGAAGGCCAUGGAGGAGUACAUCCAUGAGGCGCUCCAWCAAGGUUUCAUCCGCACGUCCACUUCUCCUGCGUCGGCAGGUUUCUUCUUCGUGGCCAAAAAGGAUGGAAGGAUGGAGGACUCAAUCACCACCAAGUACCGUUACCCUCUCCCGUUGGUGCUGGCAGCCAUCGGACAGCUUCGCUGGGCCUGGUUCUUUACCAAAGACCCAUUUAUGAUCCUGUCUGGAGGUCUGUCUUAUGACACGGUGGGUCGGCGGCCAUGUCUGACGGUGAUGCAUGGGAAGAGUACAGCCGUGCUGGAAAUGGAUUACCCCAUCGUAGACUUCCUCACGCUCUGUGAGACGCCAUACCCUAAUGACUUUCAGGAACCUUAUGCUGUUGUGGUCCUUCUCGAAAAGGAUUUAGUGGUGAUCGACCUUGCACAAAAUGGUUACCCCAUAUUCGAGAACCCCUAUCCACUGACCAUCCACGAGUCUCCUGUGACCUGCUGUGAGUACUAUGCUGACUGCCCUGUGGACCUCAUACCCGCACUUUACUCUGUUGGCUCCAGACAGAAGCGACAGGGCUACAGCAAAAAGGAAUGGCCCAUAAGUGGUGGUAACUGGGGCCUUGGCACACAGAGCUACCCUGAGAUCAUCAUCACUGGGCAUGCUGAUGGGACUGUGAAGUUCUGGGAUGCUUCUGCAAUAAUGCUCCAGGUACUAUACAAGCUGAAGACGGCCAAGGUGUUUGAGAAGAGCAGGAAUAAUAAGGAGGAAAAGCAGAACACGGAGAUUGUGGAUGAGGACCCGUUUGCCAUCCAGAUCAUGGCCUGGUGUCCUGAGAGCAGGAUGCUGUGUGUGGCCGGGGUGUCUGCCAACCUCAUCAUAUACCGCUUCAGCAAGCAGGAGAUCACCACCGAAGUUGUACAGCUGUUGGAGGUGCGCUUGCAGUACGAGGUGAAUGACAUGGAGUCCCCUCCAGAGGGGGGAGGAGGGGGUGACCGCGGAGGCGGGGGGGACCGUGACCUGCCCACCCCCGGAACAGCCUCACCCAGCCCCCAGACCACCGGACCCCCGACACACCCCUCCACCAGCAGCAACUCCUCUGACGGGGUCCGAGACAACGUAGCCUGCCUUAAGGUGCGUAGUACCCCUCUAAAGCAGUCUCCGGGGUACCAGGUAGAGUUGGUGGUGCAGCUGGUGUGGGUGAGUGGAGAGCCCCCCCAACAGAUCACAAGCCUGGCCCUCAACUCCUCCUACGGACUGAUUGUGUUUGGGAACAGUAAUGGGCUGGCAGUGGUGGACUAUCUCCAGAAGACAGUGCUGUUGAACCUGGGGACAGUGGAGCUGUAUGGGUCUAACGAUCCCUACCAGAGACAGCCUCGCUCUCCACGCAAGACACGCCAGCCUUCCGGAGGUAAUGGUCUGUGUGAUAUCAACGAGGGCUCUGCCUCGGAGGACCGCUGCAAAUCCCCCACUUCAGCAAAGAUGUCACGGAAAUUAAGCUUGCCUACUGAGCUAAAGCCAGACUUGGUUCUCCUGUCUGUAUGUCCUCCACGGGGCGCCAACCCACUAGACCACCGGGACAACUCCUUCAGCCGUUCACGCUCCUCCUCCGUCACCUCCAUUGACAAGGAGGCACGCGAGGCCAUCACCUCCUUCCACUUCUGUGAGACAUUCGCUCGGAAGGGGGACAGCACCAUCACACCCUGCCUGUACGUGGGCACCUCCCUGGGCACAGUGCUGGCUGUGGCCCUCAACUUGCCUCCUGCUGGGGAACAGAGGCUACUGCAGCCCGUCAUCGUCUUGCCUAGCGGUACCCUGGGGCGUCUGAAGGGCAGUAUCCUGAGGAUGGCCUUCCUGGACAACACGGGCACCUUCCUUCCCCCUGCCUUCGAGCUGUGGUACGAGCCCAACGCCGUGGGCGCCGACAGUGAGGAGCGAGACAAAGCCCGUAAACGCCGCCCGGUCUCUGUGUCGCCCUCCACCUCCCAGGAGCUGCAGGAGAGCCAGUAUGCGGUGGUGUGCUCUGAGAAACAGGCUAAGGUCAUAGCACUGCCCUCCCAGAACUGCAUAUUCAAACACAGCAUCACAGAGACAUCGUUCGUCCUGAGGGCUGACGUGGUCCAGAUGAACAUAGGGAACUGUGUGGCCUGUUUCUGUGCUAACGGACACAUCAUGACCCUCAGUCUGCCGGGGCUGAGACCGUUGCUUGAUGUAAACUACCUGCCGCUGACAGACAUGCGGAUAGCCCGGACCUUCUGCUUCACCAACCUUGGCCAGGCCAUGUACCUCACCUCCCCCACUGAGAUACAGAGGAUCACAUACAGCCAGGAGACCUGCGAGAACCUGCAGGAGAUGCUAGGAGAACUGUUCACACCAGUGGAGACCCCGGAGGCUCCCAACCGAGGAUUCUUCAAGGGCCUUUUUGGGGGAGGAGCAACUUCCCUGGACAGAGAGGAGCUAUUUGGCGAGACGCAGGCGGGUAAAGCAUCCCGUGGCCUUGCCCAGCACAUCCCGGGUCCUCAGGGACUGGAAGGCAUGAAGGGGGCAGCCUCGGGCGUGGUGGCGGACCUGGCACGUGCCCGGAUAGCGCUGGACGAGAGAGGGCAGAAACUGGGCGAGCUGGACGAGAGGACGGCCGCCAUGCUGGCCAGCGCAGACUCCUUUGGCAAACACGCCCACGAUAUGAUGCUGAAGUGCAAAGACAAGAAGUGGUACCAGUUCUGAUCUGAAAGAGGGGAGCAGAGCCAAAGGGACACUGCUUCAUCCGGACUCUACAUGCCCCCCCUCCUCCAUCUCUCCAUCCAUACCUCCUUCCAUCUCUCCUUCCUUUGCUGGACACGCGGGAUACUCUUCCCUAGCACAAUGUUGUAUACUGUAUUUACCUCAGUCAUAAGGUUUCAUAUGAGGAACGGACUAGAGAGAAGGACAAAGUGAGAAAAAAGGUGUCCUCUUUAUUGUUAUCUUUUGUUUGUUUUGUUUUCCCCUCUGUGGCCUGCCAGUUGGUUGAAGCUACGGGGUUCCCUGAUCCUCAUUCGCCAAAAUGUUCUGUGCCGUCGUCUCUGCUCCAACCAAUCCGGGGCCAGUAUACUAAAGACAAAAACAGACACAACUGAGAAAAAAAUUAACAAUGAAGAAAAAACUACAAAAAAAUCUCAAAAUGGAAAAAGAGGAAAAAAAGAAUAUAUAUAUAUAUAUAUAUAUAUAUACAUAAUUAUAUAUACAUAAAUCUACAUAAAUGAUCAACGCUGUAUUCACUUCCGACUGUCAAGUGCAAAACAACAAGAGGAGAACUUCACAGGUGGAGCGAAACUGGUGGUGGGCAUAAGAAGCUCUACUCAAAGUCACGGGAUGUGUUGUCAUAGUGACAGCCGGCUCUAUGCAGAGAGUUGCAGGAUAAAAAAAAGCAAGUCCUUCCAAUGUACACUGGAUCCUCUCUCCUUGAUCCAACUAGACUCUCCUCAUCAUAUGMAUUCACUGUUUUCGUAUUGUUCCCAACUGUUUUAUAGAUGUGUUAAUUUCUUUCCUCUUGUUUAUCGUUUAUUUUAUGCUAUGUCUGUUUUUACUUGAAAUCUGUUUUUAUUUGUUCUUAGUUGUCGUGAACGUUGUGAAUUAUGAUAUAUUUUGUUUUGGUCAUGUUGCCAGUAUGUUUUGUGGCUUUGUCAAACUCCCAUUAAUUGAUCCUUAUAAAAAGGGCUGGAUUCAAAAAGAGGGCAUGGAUAUAAAAUGCAUAGAUUUAUCAUUCAGAUCAGUACACGUCACCAUAAACAAUGUGUCAUAUCAGGUAUCACACCCAUCAGAACUCGAGAAGCAAYAUCGGGAACUCUAGAAGGAAGACUGUCAGUGUCUCCUCUCCCCUGAAGUSUUUCAUUUGACAUGUAAAUGCUACCUUCACCCCUGACCUCAUCAUGCCAUUUYACAUCUACUACAGUUUGACUUUAAUAAUGACUCUGUGUGAAUUCUGUCAAUGUUACAGUAGGCCCGUACACUGGUAGUGUAUCCACACCUAUUGGAUUGGUUUUCAGGAGUAAUACUGUAUGGACAUGAACUCCUCAAGUGCACGUAAACUUGGAGAUUACUACAGUAUAUACACAUGGGAAGAAAACCUGUUUGUGUGUGUUCAUAUAUGCAGGAAUAUAUAUGUACAUUCAGGCAAAGUCAUACGUUUUUGAAGACAGAAACUAUUUUUUUUUCUUUUUUCCGUAAAAUAACUUUGUCAGUGUGAGUGGUCUAUUAAUUCACAUUUUAUUUAUUGAAGUGUAAGAGACGCUGCUAUAUGUGUAGUGUGUCGGAACUGUCCUCUGUUUCUGUCCUCAUUUCAGUGGUGAAAACACUCAUAUCUAUCUACUUUAAUGUUCUGCCAGGCCUCUCUACCAUUCUUUUGUAAAUAGGUAAAUAGUUUGACAAUCUAAGACCAAUUGAAAAGUGAUUGACACAAGGACAGUUGCCAUAUUUUUUCUAACGCCAAAGAAUUACUUUAGCUUUCGUUUCAUUGUUCUAUUAGUCAACUUGGCAUUCCAAGUGUUUCACUAAUGGAAAUACAAUAGGCCCUUGUCUGUCUAUACAGGGCCUUGGGAACUGUGCAUUCUGACUCGGUCACUGAGUUAGGUCCCAUUCUGAAGACGUUCUUUCUUCUCUAAGACCUUUUCGACUCAUCCUGAUAGGAGAUGGCUGGUUAGGUUGAAGUAAGAUUACAGCAACUCAACCGUGAGGCCACUAGUGAGGGUAGCAAGUUUUCAGAAUCGAACACAACUAUUGUAUUCACAACAUUGUGCCCUUCAUAAAAGUUUCACUAACUUCUAAACAACAUUUGACCAGCACAGUAUCUUUCAAGGUAGACGUUGCCACAAGCAGCACCGCAGAUAUUGUGAUGAGCGAGAUGCAAGAUUUUGCUCUCACACAAUCACACAGUAUAGGUAGGUGCAUGUGUGUGGGUUCGCUUCACACUGUUACAGUGUGGUAGCCAGGGUGCCAAAAUAGCGAAGAAGUUGAGCAUCGUGCUUCAACGCUCUUAGUUGUUGCGGAAAUUGACCCACUAUGCCAUUUACUUUUUGCAACCACGUCAUAUUGCUGAGUCUACCUUUAAUGUUCAACUUUGCCGUCUUUUCCUUUCCUAUUUUUAGUUGUACAUCGUUCUUUAAAUUUUUUUUGUGUUGUAUGAUCAACAAUGUCUUUCUUGUCUGAAAUACUUGAUUUCCAUGACCAAGCUUUCUGUAUCCAAUCAAUUGUGGGAAAUCACCAAGAAGAAAGAAACAAGUCAGUAACCACGGUAACUAGAGGAUGUCUACAUCAGCAGGAUGACGCAACCUCUGUGUAAUGUGGCUCCAUCAUAGACCGGCCUCGCAUGUUCAGUGUCUGAGUCAGCACACAUCAUGCUUCGACUCUCCCUCGCUUGUCUUCUAAUGCAUUCUCCUUCUACUCCGGUAACAGUUCCAAGUGGCUCAUGUUGGUGAUACUAACUAACAGGUUUGGCCUCCUUCUCUGUGUUCUAGUAUGCAUUGUUGUGUGGAUGUCGGUAGGUAGCCCUGCUUCAAUCUUCCAAGGUGAAAAGAAUACUUCAGGAAAYAAAAAAAACUAGUCUAUGAUUGAGGCCCUUCCCUUCUAGCUCUCUUUUAUUUUUCUAUUCAAUUUUUUUAUGUGUUUUUUCUUGUCUUUGAGUGAGUUGUUUCUUGUCUAUACUCAGUAUGCGGUAUUCUUCUUACCUGGUAUGAUUCAUACUAAUUUACAAGAGGGAGUCUGUCCGCCAUAAUGCCAUUUCCGUCCUGGAUUUAACAGUUAUCAGUAGGUUGCAGUAUUUUCUCAUUGUAGCCAAUUUUCUUGUACAGUUUUAUGCAAAUUUCACAUGGAUGUUUAUGACUUUCUCUGCUGCCACAAACAAUUUAGAAAUGAUGUAGAUAGAAAUUACUGUGCAACGGAAAAUAAAAGUGGAAAAAAUGUA
Salvelinus sp. IW2-2015 is the source of this 7385-nucleotide messenger RNA. NCBI's taxonomy places the organism in Eukaryota, Metazoa, Chordata, Actinopteri, Salmoniformes, Salmonidae. The record is from RefSeq and is a predicted model, not a curated record.